Micromonas pusilla CCMP1545 is the source of this 282-nucleotide messenger RNA. RefSeq lists its product as uncharacterized. The transcript has a single exon. NCBI's taxonomy places the organism in Eukaryota, Viridiplantae, Chlorophyta, Mamiellophyceae, Mamiellales, Mamiellaceae. Bases 1 to 282 code for a protein of 93 amino acids. The record is from RefSeq and is a predicted model, not a curated record.
AUGGGGACCAGUCUCACCUUUCGCCGCGAGCGCGAGCGCGGCGCGCGCGGUGUCUCGCACGCCCUGCGCCCUGGACCGCAGACAGUUCGCGAUCUUCCCGAGCACGCGCGCGAUGUCCGCGUCGAGAUCGCGCGCGGGGAGGAGUCGAAGGAGCGAGACGAGCGCGGCGGACGCGGCCGGUCGCACGGUCCCGCCCUUCCCCUCGUUAUCCUCCACGACGACGAGAGACUCCAGCAUCGGGAGAAUAUCCUAUACAAGCGAACGUCGGGGUGGAGUUCAUAG